UUGUCAAGCACUGAUCGACCAUUUUAACUUUGCUCCAGAAAAAAAUUUAAAGCAGUUCGGCGAUGUGUUCUUUAGCGACUGCUCACUUGAAAUCCAGCUGCAUUCCCACCCUUUCCUCAUGCAUGCUCAAUUCUCAGCCUCGUAUCCAUGGAGGGGAAGACACUCGCGACGAGGCUGUGAUGCAUCUUCCCCGUCUCUCUACCUUCCUCAGCUUCAUCCUCAUCUCCGUCCACCUCGUUUCCUUCCUCCUCACCAAGCUGUUCACUCUUCUCCUUGAAAGAUCAGCGGCCAACAGAGAACUCAGGCUUUUUCCCUCGAACAAUCUUGAAGAUGAGAUCAAGCUGAAAACAGAGGACAAUUACUCUGUCCGCGAAGAAUCACCUCCGUGCAUCUUACGCAGAGAAGGAGGUCUGCUUUUUCUCUCCAAGGAAAGCGCCGUCGACCAGGGUCUAUUCAUUCGAGAAGAAUGUUAUUCCAAUCUCCAGCAUCUGGAUGAAAUAUCAGACAAGGAAUCCUCGUUCCAUUCCCCACUUUCCGUCUUAAUCUGUCAUGAAAAAGAUACCGAUCUCGUUGGAGAUUCUAGUCAUAGUAUCAAAUUCAAGGAUGAUCGUGAUGAUGCUGAGGAGGAGGAAGAAGAGGAGAUCGUCAUUGUGGAUGAACCACAAUGCAAAAGAAGAAUUUUUGAGCUGGAAGAAGACAGUAAGAUAAGAAUGGAAGGUGGACCCAAUUCAUCUAAGAGCUCCAUGGAAGUGGAAUGGAGGAAUUCUACAGUCUCCAGGGAUUCCGACUUGGAGUGUCUCUUCUCCUCUUCAUCAUCACGAAGGAGUUCUUCCAAUUGGGAAACCGACUCAAUUUUCAGAAAGUACGAUCAAGAAAUGAUGUUCUUUGACCGGAUCAGUGAACAAAAACUGGCAGAAACAGAAUCAUUUAGGAAUAUAUUGUUCCAACCAAGAUCAAUCUCGCAAAGGAUAGUCCACAAAAUUACGACGCAGAAAAAAAUGAUGAAGAAGAUUAAGGAGGAAGGAAGGAAUCCAUAUCAUGAUCUGGAGAAUGCUUAUGUAGCUCAGAUUUGCCUGGCCUGGGAAGCCCUUAACUGGAAUUACUGCAAUUUCAAGCAAAGGAUGAAUACCAACACUCAACGCUCCUUCUGCACUGCAUGGAUAGCUCAGCAGUUCCAACAAUUCCAGAUUCUCCUGAAUCGUUUCAUCGAAAAUGAACCUUGUGAGCGUGGCCGGAGACCUGAACUCUUUGCAAGGAUGAGAAUUUGCUACCCCAAAUUACUCCAAGUUCCUGAACUCCAAUGUAUUCAUAAAAUUUUUCAUCAUUCUUUUUUCCAAAAUCCCGAUACUGAGAUUGUUUGUAUGUUUGUGUGGAUUUCAAAAAAAGAUUCAGAAGCUGAGGAGGGCGGAGUGGAUAUGGUCUCAUCUAAAGAAUUCUUUACGAUUUUAGAAGAUGCAAUCAGAACUUUCCUGAGAUUUCUCAGUGCAGACAAGAACAAUCCUUGUCAAAUGCUUAAAGCAAUCGUUAGGAGAAAGUCUAGAUCGAUGGAUUCAGAUCAUCUUCAUUUGCUCAAGAAAGCCAAUAAGAAAAAGAAGAUGAGGCUUAAAGAUUUGCUGAAGGGAAGGAGAUGCUUGAAAGGCAAGUGGCCCAGCCUGAAGGACGAGGACGAGGACGAGGAUGAGAUGGUAAUACUGAUGGCCUUGAUAGACAUGAAGAUUGUUUCAAGAACUCUGAGGAUGGCUGAGAUACGCCAAGAGCAGCUUCACUGGUGCGAGGAGAAGAUGAUCAAAGUGAGAGUUUGGGAUGGCACAAUCGAGAGAGAUUCCUCCCCACUUUUUCCCACUUCGCUGUCUCCCAAUUGAGCCCUGCUCAAUCUGCUUUCCGUUAGCUCAAAUUGUAUAAAAAUUAGGCAUUAAAGACACAAAGGUGAAGCUUCUCAUCAUCGAACAGGGUGGAGACUCCUGAUAGAAUACUCGGAUUAUUAAACGAAAUUGUAAUUUCAACUACAAA
Zingiber officinale is the source of this 2010-nucleotide messenger RNA. RefSeq lists its product as uncharacterized. The coding region runs from base 63 to 1862 and encodes 599 amino acids. The transcript has 5 exons. Lineage: Eukaryota; Viridiplantae; Streptophyta; Magnoliopsida; Zingiberales; Zingiberaceae. The record is from RefSeq and is a predicted model, not a curated record.